Messenger RNA from Rubroshorea leprosula, 1733 nucleotides. Lineage: Eukaryota; Viridiplantae; Streptophyta; Magnoliopsida; Malvales; Dipterocarpaceae. The record is from the annotation of a GenBank genome assembly.
AACGAAUUCUAUUUUCCCCGUUAAAUUUUUUAGUCUCAGUUGUUCAUUUUAUUGUUAAAUUUUAGUUUUUUUUUUUUUUUUUAAUUUUUAUGGAGGCUCAUGAAUUUGUAGACGAUGAUGACAUAGUUUGGCAAAUAGAUUGGAAUGAUCUACCGGAUUUUACCGGGGUACUGGAUGAACAAGCCCCUGCUGCUUUAACAGUUUCGCCACCCAAUCAGGGUUUCUCGAAUCCCUCUCCGGAUUCCGUGUCUUCGUGGAUUGGCGAGGUCGAGAACCUGUUAAUGAACGACGAUGCUGAGGAGGCGGGAUUACAACCUGAUGCUUACAUUUAUGAUGACUUUUUGUUAGAUAUUCCUGUUCAUUCACCAACCAAUGCCUCUAUCGAGGUCGUCGCCAGUGGGAACUCCAAUCGCUCUUCCCAGGCAACUGCUGACGACGAUCCGCACAAACAGAACAACAGGAUCACUGUGCAGGAGACCGGAGCAGAUGUGUUCGCGGAUCUAGCUGCUGAUUCACCUAUCAGUGGCUCUACCGAGCUUGGUACUGCUCCUAUCGCUGCAAAUAAUUACGAUGUUUCUUCCCAUGGAUCUGGCAACGGUGAUUUGGAGAAAGUGCAGGAGGUCAUAAAGGAUGUUGAGGAUUCUAAUGAUCCUGUUUCCAAGAAGAGGAGAAGACAGUUGAGAAAUAGAGACGCAGCUGUGAAAUCCAGGGAGAGAAAGAAGAUGUAUGUGAAGGACCUGGAGAUGAAAAGUAGGUAUUUGGAAGGGGAAUGUAGGAGACUGGGGCGGUUGCUUCAGUGUUUUGUCGCAGAAAAUCAAGCUCUUCGUCUUAGUUUACAGAGUGGUAGUGCAUUUGAUGCAUCCUCGGCCAAGCAGGAGUCUGCUGUGCUCUUGUUGGGUAUGAAUCACAAAACCAUAUUGCCUUUUACAUUCUUUAUCUUGUAGUUAUGUUGGAGGAAAAUUUUGCUUUUCAUAAUCUUGGUAUCCUUCUGAAAGAUGGAAGAGAAAGGGGUACCCCAGCCAGAAAUGAAAGCAUGCUUCUGCUACUGCCUGUUAACUUGGAUAUUGAUUUUAAUUACGGUGAUAACUAGAAUAUUUUGUUACUCCAUCAAUCAUCUGAACCCUUACUAAACUUGUAUUUCUAAUUUCUAUGGGCUUUUUUAACUCAAUGGUAUGUUGUUUUACUUAUUAUGUUUUGUGGUAACUUCUGAUGUCAUUGAGUAUUAUUUUUGUUUAUCUUGUACCCUAUACAGAAUCCCUGCUGUUGGGUUCCCUGCUAUGGUUCCUGGGCAUCAUGUGCCUAUUCAAUCUGCCAAGACUGCCCAAGUCAAUCGCGGAGGCAGCUCCAGUGGAAAGCGUGGAAAAGAAAAGUCUAGGAGGUCUGGCGGCAAAAGGGGCAGGGAGUAAUGUUGUGGUAGAAUCUUUUCUGAAGAACCGGGGAUGCAAAGCUUCAAGGACAAAGAUGAAAUUGGAAUUUUUAGGUCUCCAAGUUUCAGCAUGAAACUUGUUUGGUAUCCCAGUUUUAGGGUAUCUAUCAGUUGAUAGCAAGGAGGUUUUCGUGACUGAAAUGAUGGUAGGAAGGUGUUAUCUUGCCAGUGCAGGGUUUUUUUUUUUUUUUUAACUGAAGCUAAGUAAGUGCGGUUAGUUUUUGUUAUUUUUAAUCUAGUAGAAACAAUGUGGCCUUUUUUUUUCUUGUUUCUUCCUUUUAUGAUAUAAUAUAAUAAAAUAUGGAUU